AUGCCUAAAGCAGAAGUUGGAAGCACGAAGUAUCUGAGCAAUAAGCUCAAAUCCAAAGGUCUACAGCGUUUGAGAUGGUGGUGCGAACCGUGCCAAAAACAAUGCCGUGAUGCCAACGGCUUCAAAUGCCAUACACAAUCAGAGGCACACGUACGACAGAUGCAAGCCAUUGGAAGCAACGCAAACCAAGUUAUUUCCAGUUAUUCGGCAGAUUUCCAAAGAAAUUUUCUUACGCAGCUGAGAACGGCUCAUGGAACUAAGCAAGUCCUUAUGAAUAGAUUCUACCAGGAGGUUAUUGCAGAGAAAGAACAUGUGCACAUGAACAGUACAAGAUGGUCUUCGUUGACAGAAUUUGCGAAACACUUAGGACGGGAAGGCUUAGUACGGGUUGAGGAGAACGACAAAGGCUUACAUAUCACGUGGAUCGACAAUUCACCGGAAGCUUUGAGAAGAGCAGAGGCUAUUAAAAAGAAGGAACGGCAAGAUAAGGGCGAUGAGGAACGAGAGCAGAGGUUGAUACGAGAGCAAAUAAGCAGAGCAAGGCUUGAUGCAGAGGCUCGUGAGCGGGACGAUGAACUACAAGAAGGAGAACUGAAUCGGGCGCAAGGCGAGAAGAUCACGCUCAACUUCGGCAUAAAGCCUUUGCAGCAGAGGGAUCUUGUGUUUCCUCUGACUGAACAAGAGGUUCUUGCAGCUGAAAGGGAGCAUCACAAUGCAACGCCAAAAUCAGAAUCCCCACCCACGGGAGUGCCCACUCCGCCACCAGAGAAAGUCAGCCUCAAGCUGAACGCAACGAGUAAGCCUAAAAACGUUUUUGCUGCAGUUUCCAAGAAGAAAGUCUUGAAUAACGGGAAGGCUGCUGUGAAGGAAGCACCUAAACGACCUAUGAGCGAAGCCGAGCGGAUUAUGAAGGAAGAGAUAGAACAAAAACGAAAGCGAGAGUCACAUGGUCGGCCUGGGUUGAACACUAAGCGGCCGAAGUUGUUUUGA
Molecule: messenger RNA, 990 nt
Organism: Bacidia gigantensis
Lineage: Eukaryota; Fungi; Ascomycota; Lecanoromycetes; Lecanorales; Ramalinaceae
Exons: 1
Coding region: 1-990 (329 amino acids)
Biological process (GO): DNA replication; DNA damage response
Cellular component (GO): nucleus
Molecular function (GO): double-stranded DNA binding
Source: RefSeq, a predicted model, not a curated record